This is a messenger RNA of Exophiala aquamarina CBS 119918, 915 nucleotides long. RefSeq lists its product as uncharacterized. The transcript has a single exon. The record is from RefSeq and is a predicted model, not a curated record. Gene Ontology annotation, cellular component: nucleus; 90S preribosome. Lineage: Eukaryota; Fungi; Ascomycota; Eurotiomycetes; Chaetothyriales; Herpotrichiellaceae. Bases 1 to 915 code for a protein of 304 amino acids.
AUGGCUCGAACAAAGCGGUAUGCCCGGAAACUGACCGGAAGCUUGAAACGGAGAAGAGAUGAGGAGGAUCUCGACGAACGAUCGCUGAAGAAAGCUAGCCUGUCGCAACGGCUCCUAGAAGAGCAGUCAGAUGAUGAAGUCCCCGUGGGGCGACCGGCAUUCUUCGCCGACCAAUUUGCGAAGGCAAUUCAAAAUCGAGGCCCUUCCGGCAGAUCUCCUGAGGACAAGGACGAUGCGAAGCACGAAUCAACCAAGAAGACCGGCCAAACGCAGCGAGCACGAACGGAAUACGAUGAAGCCAUCGCCUUGAUGAACCCGUCCCUUCUCGCAGACCACUUUGCAAAGUCCAUACAGAAGCAGUUUCCGGACAGCAGUUCUCUCGAACGGGAAGACCUACACUUACCAACCAAGGCUUUCAGAGACACUAGCGGCUUUGACGAGGCGCAUAUUGCGCCAAACCUGUCCAGUUUUCUUGAGGCAGCCACGGAGAAUGGCAAGGAUGCAUUGACGCAUUGUGAGAAAGGAGCUGGACCACAUACACUCAUAAUCACGUCAUCUGGGAUACGUACGGCAGAUCUGGCUAGGGAAUUAAGAGUCUUCAACAGCACAGGGUGUCAGGUGGCUAAGCUAAUCGCUAAACACAUGAAACUGAAGGCGAAUGUGGAACACAUGAAGAACAAUCGAGUUGGCAUCGCAAUCAGUACACCAAUGCGACUGAGAGACCUGGUGGAUGCGGGCGCUCUAAAGCUCGAACAUGUCAAACGGAUUGUGGUGGAUGGCUCUUACAAAGAUGAGAAGAAGAGAAGGAUUUUUGAGAUGAACGAGCUGUUUCGCCCACUAGUCGAGCUGCUGAGCAGAGCCGAACUCAAGCAGAGAUACGGGACCACUAAUCCGGUGGAGAUUAUGGUCUUCUGA